Molecule: messenger RNA, 3683 nt
Organism: Cuculus canorus (common cuckoo)
Lineage: Eukaryota; Metazoa; Chordata; Aves; Cuculiformes; Cuculidae
Gene: MRE11
Product: MRE11 homolog, double strand break repair nuclease
Exons: 20
Coding region: 228-2345 (705 amino acids)
Biological process (GO): mitotic G2 DNA damage checkpoint signaling; mitotic intra-S DNA damage checkpoint signaling; double-strand break repair via homologous recombination
Cellular component (GO): nucleus; Mre11 complex
Molecular function (GO): 3'-5'-DNA exonuclease activity; manganese ion binding; DNA endonuclease activity
Source: RefSeq, a predicted model, not a curated record
GCCGGCACUUCCGGCCGGCGAACGUGACGUCAGAAGCUGAGCGACGGCGGAGGGAGAGGCGGUGUAGAGCGCGCGAGAGCAGAACUGGGGAGCGAGCCCCGCCCCUCUCGGCGCCAUGGAAACGGCGCGCGGCGGCUUUGCAUCAGAUCCAUAAGGACAGGCACUGACUCUGAUCUGAGUGACUAAGCUGUGACCAGAGCCUUUCCCUGAGGAGUCUUGGCACGAAGAUGAGUACCGUCAACUCACAGGAUGACGAUGAUACCUUUAAAAUACUUAUUGCUACUGAUAUUCAUCUUGGCUAUUUGGAGAAGGAUCCAGUGCGUGGAAAUGACACGUUUGUAACUUUUGAUGAAAUCCUAGACCACGCUCAAAAGAAUGAGGUGGACUUUGUUUUAUUAGGUGGGGACCUUUUUCAUGAGAACAAACCUUCCAGAAAAACAGUACACUCUUGUUUGGAGUCACUAAGAAAAUACUGCAUGGGUGAUCGUCCUGUUCAGUUUGAAAUUUUGAGUGAUCAGGCAGUUAACUUCCAUUAUAGCAAGUUUCCCUGGGUGAAUUAUCAGGAUAGAAAUCUCAACAUUUCUAUUCCAAUUUUUAGUGUACAUGGCAAUCAUGAUGAUCCCACGGGGGCAGAUGCACUGUGUGCAUUGGAUAUUUUAAGUUGUGCAGGAUUGUUGAAUCACUUUGGACGUUCAGCUUCUGUGGAGAAAAUAGAUAUUAGUCCCAUUUUAUUGCGUAAGGGUAGAACGAAAAUUGCUCUAUAUGGCUUGGGAGCUAUUCCAGAUGAGAGAUUAUAUCGUAUGUUUGUCAAUAAACAAGUAACCAUGCUCAGACCAAAGGAAGAUGAGGAUAGUUGGUUUAACUUGUUUGUGAUUCAUCAAAAUAGGAGCAAACAUGGAGCUACCAACUACAUUCCAGAGCAGUUUUUAGAUGACUUUAUUAAUCUUGUUGUGUGGGGUCAUGAACAUGAGUGCAAAAUAGCUCCAUCUCAAAAUGAACAGCAGCGUUUCUAUGUUUCUCAGCCAGGAAGUUCAGUGGUGACAUCUCUGUCCCCUGGAGAAGCUGUGAAGAAACACAUCGGUCUGCUACAUGUUAAAGGGAAAAAAAUGAAAAUGCAGAAGAUUGCUCUAGAGACAGUGCGACCUUUCCACAUGGAGGAUAUUGUUCUAGCUGAUCAUCCAGAUCUUUUUAAUCCUGACAAUCCUAAAGUAACUCAGGCAAUACAAGCAUUCUGCAUGGAAAAGGUUGAGUUGAUGCUGGACAAUGCAGAGAGGGAACGCUUGGGAAACCCGCGCCAGCCACAGAAGCCUCUCAUAAGACUACGAGUUGAUUAUACAGGUGGUUUCGAACCAUUCAGUGUUCAUCGUUUUAGCCAGAAGUACGUGGAUAGGGUGGCUAACCCAAAAGACAUUAUACACUUUUUCAGGCAUCGUGAACAAAAAGAGAAAAAUGACAGUGAUCUUAAUUUUGGAAAACUGGUUAGCAGACCUUCUGAGGGGACAACACUGAGAGUGGAAGACCUUGUAAAGCAAUAUUUUCAGACAGCAGAGAAGAAAGUACAGCUUUCACUUCUAACUGAAAGAGGAAUGGGAGAAGCAGUGCAGGAGUUCGUGGACAAAGAAGAAAAAGAUGCCAUAGAAGAGUUGCUGAAAUUUCAGCUAGAAAAAACACAGAGGUUUCUUAAGGAGCGUCGCACUGAUGCAGAGGAAGGAAAAAUAGAUGAGGAGGUGCGAAAAUUCAGGGAGAGUAGAAAAAAGAAUACUGAAGAAGAAGAUGAGGAAGUUCGCGAGGCAAUGACCAGGGCCAGAGCCAACAGAUCUGAGGAUGCGGUUCUUGUUGCAGCCUCCAGUGAUGAAGAGCUCAUGGAUACGGGGAUGAAAGGCUCUGGAGAUUCAGAUGAUGGCCUUCCUGCAACACUGACCCGAGGAAGGGGUCGGGCAAGAGGUAGGGCAAGAGGUGCAAGAGGACAAAAUUCAACAGCAAGAGGUUCAUCUCGAAGGGGAAGAGGAAGCACUAGCCAAGAGUCGGCUACUAGCAGCAGAACCUACAAGCCUGUAUCUGCACCUGCCAAGAAUAGGUCUAUCAUGGAUGUCUUUAGGUCUUCAAGACGUGAGCCCUCCUUGAAUUCAUCUAAAUCUUACUCUGAGGAUAUUAUAGAUGAUGACUCUGAUCUAGAAGACAUUUCUAUUGUUCCUUCUUACAAAGCAAAUCAAAGGAUGUCAACUACGUCUUCACUUAAUAAAAGAGGUUCACAAAGCCAAACAUCUAGAGGAGUUGAUUUUGAGUCAGAUCAGGAUGAAUUUGAUCCAUUCCAAAGCACAGCAGCAUCAAGAAGAACAAAGUGAUUUCUGGCUCGAUAUAUGAGAGAUAAACAGGAAAGUUAGUGAAGAAAAUGGGAAGCAAUUUGCAAGGCUUUCUCUAUGACAUUUCUCUGUAAAUGAUGACUUGCUUUCAAUUUUCACUUCUGCGAAAUCUUUUGGGUUUGGUUUUUUCCUCAGUGGCACCAAAUUUGGUUUGGGUGUUGCAUUGCUUGAAUGCAUUAGGCUGGAGUAUCUAAUAUUCUAAAGUACUACCUGAAACUGCAUGUUCUCUCUGAAACUUAUAAAAGCCCGUUUUUUUCUGGGAUGAUAAUGUAAAUAACAUUUCUUUUUUUAUAAAAAAAUCCAUCUCUUGUGCUUGAAUUUUGCAGAGGAGUAGAUUUGUAGUAGUAUGCAAGUGUGGAUACAGACAUGGACUCGGUCAACAUAAUGCAACUUGUGAUUAUUUGCAAUUUUCUAUGGAUACAGUUAAACUCUGAGUGGUACUAGUUUGACCCAAAAAUACAAUUUUCAGUAUUGAAGCUAGAAGGUGUUCUAAUACUUUAAACUCAACUAGGAGAACUAAACCCACUCUUGCGUUGUUAUUAAAUGCUAUAGUAAAUGGGAUUGAAUUUUGCUCUGUAAUUCAGUAAGUGCCAAAGACCUCAGACAGAGUUGCAGCGUCAGCUUUUACCCUGCAAAUGAGAUGUAAGGGCUAGAACCUUACAGCUUCACCAGGAAUGCUGCUGGCAGAGUAAAGCAAUUGAGCCAGUAACAGAAAGGACAUUUGCCUCUUUUCCUUAGUUGACAUUUUCCAAGUAUCCGUUUCCUCAGCCUGCUGCUUCGGUAAAACUCCUAAAAUGUCAUUGCUAUUUUCCAAAUAUUCUCCGAAUGAGGCUUUUAAAAUAAAAUAUUGUAUUCCCAGUGGGGGAACCACUCCUCCUGUUGAAGAAGCCAAGAUAUAAACCAAUUCUUCCUUCCCCCUUUCUGCCUCUGUUUACCCCACUCCCCCAAAAGUGCUGUUCUGAAGCAUUGGAGCUAAUCAACGCCGGAAGAGACCAUCAGCAAACUACACGUCAAUGUGUUGGGUAGCUGCAGCUGUGCUCUUGCAUUUUCACUUUCUCCUCCAGAGAAGUGGGAUUGGGCAGUUUUGUUUUCUGGCUCUGGUUGAAUGUGACUGUUGUUACUUUGCCUGCAUAAUAUGCUGUAGCAGGGAACCCAAAUAACCCUGGAGCUUCCUGAAGAUUUCCAUAAAAAUUAUAAAGACCUGCAAAUAUCUGGUGUGGAGCUUAGAAACAACUUACAAAGCGGCACCAUCGCCUAAGAUAUAAGCAAAUAGUUUCAUAGUCUGGCUCUUUCAUUUUAAGGGCUGUCAAAGUUAUAAAA